Messenger RNA from Orycteropus afer afer, 2250 nucleotides. RefSeq names its product mesothelin-like protein. The coding region runs from base 1 to 2250 and encodes 749 amino acids. Gene Ontology annotation, cellular component: cell surface. The record is from RefSeq and is a predicted model, not a curated record. Lineage: Eukaryota; Metazoa; Chordata; Mammalia; Tubulidentata; Orycteropodidae. The transcript has 16 exons. Gene Ontology annotation, biological process: cell-matrix adhesion.
AUGGCCCGCUGGCUGGGCUCACCAAUCUUCCUGCACCUGCAGACUGACCUGCCAGCCUCAGCACCUUCCCGCCCUGGGACAGCCUCGUCCAGGACAGCCAUCGCCGGCCAAGCAGCCAUGGGCCCCUGGGCGGGUGCCCUGGCCAGCUCAGGUCUCGUCCUCCUGGUGUCCCUCACAGCCCACUGCUCACGCCUCCAGGCUGAGGGCUUCUUGCAGGGCGGGCUGGAUGAAGAUGGAGUCAGCCAAUGGGCCAGGGCCAAUGCCUCCCUUCUGCAUGGCUUCUGGUGCCAGCCGGCCAGCCGGCUGAACCGCGACCAGCUGUCGGCUCUGGUCCGGAGGAUGGAGGCCCAGCACGUUGUCCUGGAAGCCUGGCAGCUCAGCUGCCUGGCCAACCUCGUGGGGCAUCAUGGUCUCCAGGAUGAUUUUGAGCAACACCCGCCAGACCUGCUGCUCUUCUACAACCUAACCCAGGUGACAGGGAACUGCCAGGCCUUCACACGCCGCGCGGGUCAAGGGGACACAGAGCUGCUGGUCAACCUUCCUGAUCAGAGGGUCGCCCUACAGCACAAGGCCCUGGACUGCCUGGGAGGGUCCCUCCCGAGGCUCAACACCUCAGACCUGGUUCUGCUUGGAGGCCUGGUGUGUGACAUGGACGUGGCCAGCAUCGUGGCUGCCAACCCCCGGGUCCUGCAGAACCUGCAGCGCUGCUCCCGGCUGACUGCCGCCCAGCAGGAUGCCCUCAACACACUGCUGGCCAGCGGAAGGACUGUGCUCGGGCCCCCGAGCUCCUGGACCCUGGAGGGGCUGCAGGCUCUGGGACCCCUGGCCACACACAUCAGCCCCCGGCUAUGGAUGCAGGUGCCUGAGGCCACAGGCCUAGAUUUCUUCCGCAGCAUGGUGGCUGCGUACCGGGAUGGCCAGCUUGGGCCUCGUGAUACCAGGCGGUUUGUCAUCAGCUUCCUCGAGGCCAAGGCCCAAGUGGCGUCACCAAGGUCCAGACGGGGCACAGGGAGAGCCUGCAUCCGCGGUGACAUCACGGCAGCCGCCCUGCAGGAUGACCUCUUCCUGGUGCACUACGACUGCCCACAGAUUGAGUCCUGCCUGGGCAGCCGUGUGCUCCGGGCCAACCUGAAUCCGCUGCUCCAGCACCCACUGCCAGCCGAGUGCCAGCGCAUUGUCAAGGCUAAGCUCGGCCAGGUCUACCCACACGGCAUCCCUGAGGACCAGCUGCGGGUCAUCACCUCACUGGUCUACCUGUACUCGGGGGCUGAGAUCAGCCGGUGGAACAUCACGUCCCGAGACACCGUCCUGGCCCUGCUGGCAGCAGACGUGGCCCUGGACAACCAGACUGAGGCCAUCCUACAGGAGUUCCUGGACCGCAAUGGCUCACUGACCGGCCCGCUGCUCGUAGCCAUCGGGGGCGCCCGUCUCUGUUGGAUGAGUCCUCAGCAGAUCCAGACCAUCCAGCCCUCCGAGUUCCGGCUGGCAGGGGCCCUGGACAUCUCCACCUGCCCGCAGAGCCGGAAGAACGUCCUCUAUGCCAAGGCCCGCGAGGCCUUCGGCGGCUCCACCACGACUGCCGCCUACUACCGCUUCAUGCGCCCCUAUCUCGGUGGCGCCCCGGUGGAGGAACUGCAGCACCUGGCCCAGGCCAACGUCUCCAUGGACAUUGACACCUUCACCAACCUCAACCCCCGGGUGCUGCAGAGCCUCAGUGUGGACAAUGUGACAACGCUGUUGGGUCAGAAUGUGGGGGACCUCCAGAAGGCUCGCAGCCACCCCACCAUCAGCUCCUGGCUCCGUAGUCUGAACAGCUCGGCCCUGGGCGAGCUGGGCCUGGACGCCAAUGUCGCCAGCACCAUCGGCCCGGCCUCCAUGACCCACAGGACCUCAAACACCAAGCCCCGGCCACCCCUCCUGGCCCUCCCCUCAGGCCUGCCCGCGAACGGCGCUGAGGCCCACACCUCAGGCAGCCCUCGGACACCCCUGGGGUCCCUGCCGCUCAUCCUGGUCCUGCCCUCCAGCCUCCUGUGGUUGCUGCACCGGGCACCCCUGAGCACCCCCAGGCCUGCUUACAGCCUGCCAGGAACUCGCUCCAUGGCCUCUUCAGGCAGCCCUGCUCCAGGGCGGCCAGGCCCGCGGGCAGAGCACACAGGGCGGGGCAGGCUCGCAGGCGCAGCUGGGCCAGGGGGCCUGGGGGCCCUGCAGGCCCCACUCAUCCCUGGCCUCCAGGACCUGGAGCUGGAGUGA